Molecule: messenger RNA, 1441 nt
Organism: Vigna radiata var. radiata (mung bean)
Lineage: Eukaryota; Viridiplantae; Streptophyta; Magnoliopsida; Fabales; Fabaceae
Exons: 2
Coding region: 77-1426 (449 amino acids)
Biological process (GO): leaf vascular tissue pattern formation; root development; embryo development ending in seed dormancy
Cellular component (GO): nucleus
Source: RefSeq, a predicted model, not a curated record
CAUUGAGGACUUUGGGCCUAACAUCCUUGUUCGAUUACUAUCAUCUUUAUGUCAUAGAAAGACCACCCUUAUAUCGAUGGGCAUGAGUUGGCUAGCUACUUGUCUAAGUACUCUUUAUUUAACAAUGUUCAAUUCGUCUGCCUCUGUGUCAAUCAACUCUGAAAUGGAAGAUAUUCGGAAAAAUCUUCAAAAGAUACCAUUUAUUCCACUUUCGGAUGGNACAUACAGCUCAGUGGAUGAAGGCACUAUAUGGUUGCAGUCCAAUAAUUUAAACUCAGGGUUUGACGAAGAGCAUAAAAUUGAAGCGUUCCCUAAUAUAUGUGCUAAACUAAGGACUGUAAGUCCUUCCCUUUUCUCUACAUCUUCUGGUACUCUGAGCUUGAAUAUGAUUUUUAUGGACAAUAUUACCCAGUUACUUCAGGGUAUUGGUGUUCAACAGCUNUCUGUACAUGAUAUAGUGAAGCUGCAUAUUUUACCUGCNUUGUCNGAUGAAACCAUGGCAAACAAAAACAGAAUGUUAAUGGUGGAAUAUGUAUGUUUUGUAAUGCUACACCUGAACUCCUCCUGUUCUGAUUGUUUUACUGAAAGCGAUNAUAUAAUAUCUGAGUUUANAUGUAAAUCUUUGUUAUUGACAAAUUGUGGUUUCAAGUGUCCUGCCGAUACACCAAUUCAUUUCUGUACUGGAUUUGGGAAUCCUGUUACUCCAAAAUUGCUGGCUGACUGUGUAAAUAUGACGUGGCAUGAGGUAGACCUAAUCUAUUUAAGCCAUCCAGUAAAUGAACCAGCUUCAUCUGCAGCGGUGAAGUGGAGGAAUUUUUUUGAGAAGAUUGGCAUCACAGACUUUGUUCAAAUAAUUCAGGUUGAUAAGAGUGUUGUUGAUAUAGGUGAUGCCACAUUUAAGCAGGUGAUGUGGGAUAGGGGUCUAAUAUCGGCUGAAUUAUUAGUCAAAGACUGGGAGUCCCCAGAAAUAGUGCAAUUAUUGUCCUUGUUGUCUAAAGGUGGCAAUCUUGAAAAUUGUAAAUAUCUCUUGGAGGUUCUUGACAUGUUAUGGGAUGCUUGCUACAGUAAUAAAACAACGGGUCAUUUCUAUCCUAAAUCUACUGGGGAUGGCCAUCCCUUUAAGUCUACAUUUAUAUGCAGCUUGUGUGAUGUCCAGUGGGUGGUUUCAACCAUGGAUACAGACAUACACUAUCCUAGGGAUUUGUUUUAUGAUUGUGAAACAGUCCGGAUGAUCCUAGGAGAUUUUGCACCGUAUGCUGUUCCAAAGGUGAAAAGUGAAAGAUUGGUAAAAGAUUUUGGGUUUAAGACUAGGGUUACACUUGGUGAUAUUUUGGACGUUCUUAAGGCCUUGAGAAAAUCAUCGAAGACUCUAUUCAAGGCAAGGUAUGCAUGUCCUUUACAGCUUUUACAUAUGCAGUUUAAUUAGAGUUGUUUGAUUAAC